AUCGAUUACGUGACGAGGAACCAAGGAAUCGUCUCUAUUUAGGAUGUAUAUACCCAUUUAUGAAGUGUAACGUCUUUAUUAAUAGCUGAUAGAAACCUAGAAGGAUACAACUGAAACAAACAGUCUCAGUCACGUGAUCGCAUAACGAUGCAGUGUGGGACUCUACUUUCACUUGCAGCCACUUAUGCACACCAGUGGUCGGUCGGUUGCAAAAAGAGUUCGGAUUAAAUGCAGUAGGAACGUAAUCAAACGCAAGUUCUAUAGUACUCGCUUCUGGUUAGUUGAAAACCAAGUUGCGUUCGAUGUUUUGGAGGUGAACUUGGUUGCAAGUCGUUUUGUAACUGGCCCUCAGGAACGUCCAUCAUCCAGCUACCCAUUUCACUUGCUUGUAUAAUAAAAUAUUGUGCUCUCGAAUAAUAGGCAAUCCGAAACCGACCAACAUGACCAAUAGGCAUCGUCUUAAGCUAAUUAAUAAAGAUUCUUAAUGUGUGUGAUACUUGCCCGUUUAGAUACACUGUAGCCUACACCUACAUAGCUUGUCUGUAUCUCAAUCCAUCUUGUGGAAUUAUUCCGACUAUCCUCAACCUAUCAUCAAAUUGGUGUACUUCAAUCCAUUUGGACUACCUUCGUAUUUAGUUUAAUCUCAGUAUUAAUUUUCAAUACAUGCAGUCUCUUCGUCGGGGCUGAAUAACCGAUUCCUCUUAAUCUUUUUCGCCAUCAAUGGAAUCAUCUUUGCAAAAAAAAGAGAAUGGCGUAAAUGUGGCUUCAGUUUAAUUGUUUGAUUUUACAAUAUUGCAGAUCAGGCCAUAAUUCGUGCCGACCCGAUUGCUUGACCAAGGAGAACUUACUAAAGAGGAUUCCACGCAUCAUGUUAUCCAUUACAUCAUAUAUGUCAGAUUUUCAACUAGCAACCAUUGCAGUAUGCAUUCUGUGUGUCACCAUUAUCACCUUAAUAUGGUGUCUGUGGAUAAGACGAUCCCGGACACCGCGACGGAGGCAGAGUAGGAUUGACAUGGAAUAUGCUGUCAAGUUUUCUUAUCCUCGAAGAUUGACUCAAUCCGGGACUGGUAACGGUGAUGCCACGACUGACAAAUCCUCCGCAAUUGUGUCUAUUACUCAAUAUACUCCGGAAGUUCAUCCACGAUCCGAUAGCCUGAGGGCGGGAAACUCCAUUCCUCCUCUUUCUCCUCCUGAAACGAAGGCAUGUUAUGAGGGGAUAUCUGCUAUUGAAUACAAACACGUGGAGCUGGAACCAUCACCAGCCGAACAUCGAGACGAACAUCGAGAUGAACAACGGGGUGAACAACGAGAUGAACAAGUAGAUGAGGCUUUAAGUCGGGUAGAAUCAACCAAACUGGAGGAGAAUCCUAAAACUUUCCAGUCCCAAGUUUCUACCGAGUCUCAUGGCUACGCACAAGGAGGUAAUAUAGGCCCUGUAUCCGUUGAAGAGUUUGUAGACCACGUCAAGGAAAUGAAGAAAGACAGUGGACUUUUCGACGAUGAAUGGGCCCGAUUAUAUGACCAUAGAUACAUGCCACAGUCCUUUGCAUUAAUGGAAGCAAACUUCAAGAAGAAUCGAUACAAGAACAUUCUUCCGUAUGACCAUACAAGGGUCAUCCUUGAUUUAAUCAAUGGUGAUCCUAACAGUGAUUACGUCAAUGCAAGUUAUAUUCAGAGUUUCUCAAAGGAAAAGACAUACAUUGCAUCACAAGGACCCAACGCGACUUCGAUAUCAGAUUUUUGGAGGAUGGUUUGGGAGAAAGAGAUAGAGACUAUUGUCAUGGUAACCAAUCUGGUGGACAAGGGCAAGAUAAAAUGUGAGAAAUAUUGGCCUGAUCAGGGAGAGGAACUAUUUUUUGAGGAUAUGAUAGUGAGUUGUGAAGCGGAGAUCCAUGGGAUAAAUGACGCCAGACGAUCACUCAUCAUUCACAAGGGCGAUGAGAUUCGUAUCCUGGAGCAUUUUCAUUUCACACGCUGGCCAGACAAAGGAGUGCCGAGGAAUGUUUCCGUACUACUUAGAUUCAUACAAGAAGUUAACAGAUCACAUGACCAAAAAUCUACACCCCUAUUGGUUCAUUGUAGUGCUGGCGUUGGUCGUACAGGAGUGGUGAUUGCAUUGGAUAAUGAGAUGAGAAGAUCCAAACAAACUGGUUUUGUCGAUAUCUUCAAUUUUGUCAAAUCAAUGAGACAGUGUAGACCUCAGAUGGUGCAGACACCGGAGCAAUACGAAUUCAUCCAUGACGCCAUGUUGGAAUAUCUUGUUGGUCACGACACUAUGAUACCACGUGACCGAUUCGUGGAACACCUCACUGAGAUGGAAAUCAAACCUGAAGCAGAGGGUGCUGUUUCAAAGUUACACCAAGAGUUCAGGAUCCUGAAUCAAGUCUGUCAUGAGCCACCGAUUGAUGCCAGUAACAUGGGGAGAAUGGAAGAAAAUUCAUCAAAGAAUCGAUAUCAAAACGUCCUUCCUCGAGACACACAUCGACCUCUCCUGAUAUCCUUCAGUACCGAUUCAUGUUCGGAGUAUAUCAACGCAACAUUCUGUCAGGGAUACAAAGAUCGUGAGCGGAUCAUUACGACUCAGAUGCCCCUCCCACAGACGGUUACGGACUUUCUACGACUGAUCUACGAUUAUCGCAUUAGCACCGUCGUGAUGCUUAACGGGCUUUCGGACGAAGACAGUUCUUCUAUGUACUGGGACGGGGAUAAUCCAAACAUUCUUCUACCAUUUUCAAUCGAUGUAUUGGACGUCGUGAAAUCUGAUCAUUGGACAGAGCGUACGAUAGAACUCAAACACAGAAAGAACACCAGGGUUGUUCAACAUUUCCAAUUUCAAUCGUGGGAGAAAGUGGAUUCUACAGAAUUCUACCAGACAUUACUUGAUUUUAUGAACAUCGUAACCUGCCAACAAGGUGAUGAUAGUCCAAUCCUUGUUCACUGUUUGAGUGGGGUUGGCCGGACUGGUGUAUUCUGUGUUGUGAAGAUGUGUCUUGACCAGCUGGAGUAUGAAGAUGCAGUGGACGUGUUUCAGAUUGUCAAGACACUGAAGAAUGAUAACUUCCAAAUGAUACAGAGUUUGGAGGACUACAGGCUGUGUUACCGCAUCUUGAAUCAUCUCAUGGCGAUGUCACAAGACUCUACUUUACAAUCUGUUCAAGAUUUCCAGAUGGAGAAGGAGGAAUGUCUGUCUGAGUCUCUGUCGGCAAAGACAGGUGAUGAUCAUGAUGAUGGUGGUGACGAUGACGGUGAUGUUGUUAAUGAGGAGGAGGAGGAGGAAGAUGAUGACGUAGAUCCCAAUGCAUACUACGCUCAUACCGAUGAUGAUGACGAUGAUGGUGGUGGCAAUGGUGAAGAAGAAAAUCUAACCGAAGAAAUUACUGAACUUUAACAAUGAAAUUAUUGUCUUUUAAUACCCUUCGUAGCCUAAUAUGGUACUUGAUAAAUUUGACUUCAGAGCGCUGUCACUCUUAGACUCCAAUUAUUGUGGGGGGGAGGGGUUCCAAUGGAGAACAAAGAUAUAUUUAGUGGGUUAUGCAAUGAACCAUACUGUGUUGUGUCAUCGGAUGAAUUAUUUUUGUAAAGCAAUAUUUUUAAGCCACCAAGUAAUUAAUCAAUUGCUAUAAUUACAGCACACAAACCACAUUGGUCUACAUUUUAAUAAAAUGGACCGAUGUGGGAACGAAUGGGUUUCUCGCAUAGUUCAGAAUCAUCAGAUGAAACAUCGUUUUGGUGAAUUAUGUAGGUCAUAUGUUGUUUCUAACAACUGUCUAACGAAAAUAUGUCAAACCAUCAUCGCAAAUAUUUGUUCGACCUGGGCCCUACUGCAUAAAAAGGAUUUUAUUAUGCAUUUACUUCCAUCAAUUACCCUGAUUGGGCAAUCUAAAUUCACUCAUUCAUUCUUGCCCGUUUAGAGAACAGAACAUAAGAACUGAAAUAAUAAAAAAUAUUAUCAUUUAAGAAAAUUACAUGAACGUUGACAGACAACCCCAGUAUUUUCAAAUUGUGGAUGUUUUGCAUGUUUUUUAGUUAAAUCUCUAAAAUUUCACUUACAUUAGCAGUUUAAGAUUUGUAGCGCAACGAAAGAGUUCCUGUUUAAAGUUGUAUAUAUUGUCAAUUCAAACCUGAUAUGAAGGAUUGUCUUGUAUCAUUAUGAAAUUAUUUAUAUUGGUAGUUAUGUCACUUUUCAUUCAAAGUUUAUAAUGCAAUAUGUGAUGAAAUAUUUUGAAAAAAACGAGGUUAUGCUUGAUCACCUUCGUAUUACAGCAAGAGGCAGGCGAACCAUAAUGCUGGACUGGUAAAUCGUACUAAAGAGUGAUCCCAAUUACAUGAUUAGUUGAUAUAAUGUACACGUGACUAGGCCUUUAUUUUGCCUGAAACAUUAAAUUUAUUAUGAUUGGCGUUAAGCAUACUUGUCUCAAUUUUAGGCCUGUCAAAUUAAAAGGAUCCACAAUAUUUUCUAAAAGAAAGAUAAUAAUAGCAAACACCACUGUUUGUUAAUGAUCCACACUCGGUACUUUCCAAAACCCGAACACAUGUGUUUAUUAGGUACAUUGCGUGGGUUUGUUUAUACUAUCACUUAAAACUCCUCACGCUCUGGCGUUGAUAACGAUCCUCGAUUCAUACUUGCAAUUUGUACUUGUAAUACAUGUAUGAUCCCUGAAUAUAUGCUUUCAUCGUGAAGAAACAAAAUGUCAAUUAAAAGUUGCAAAUGGGCCUUAUUCUUAUUCUCUUGUUGAUUUUACCUUCUUACAUUAUCACAGGUUCAAAGUGUGUACCGUGUCAUUUUCUUAAAAUGCAUUUGGAACUCCUUUAGAAGUUGAAUGUUAAUGGGUUUUUUUUAAGAAAUGUAAAGUGUAGGACUACUUAUAGCAUGGAUGGUGUUUUGAGAAUUCUGACAGGACAUCAUUAAUGGGACGCCAUUCUUUUGUUCAAUGGUUACGUAGAGUUAAUUGACCUAUAGACCUCUCAUUGGAUGUCAAUCUUUUCUCCCUUUUCCUUUUCCCACCUUUAUCUUGCCCUCUUUCGUAUUGGGUCUACUCUUUCUUCCAACAACUAAAAAAAUCGAGUAUUGACACCCCACCCCCUUUAUUAUAGCACAGCAAUGUCCUUUCUUGUGAAGUCUUUGCACCAUCAUGUGGCAUUGGUCUGUGCGAUGUGUGACACCAAGUGACACCAUAAGAAACGUUACAGAUACACAGUUAACAUUGAAGUUAACCGUUGUAUAAAGGGGACCAAAAGGGUCAUUUUACUCCGGUGUUAAAUUUACAGUGUUGGUUCAACACUAUAUUAAGAAUACAUUUUUGUUGUUACUUCUACACCUUUUGUGUCGUUUUUUUUAAUUUAUAGGGUGUAAUCUUAACACCUCAGGAUGUAGUCCUCUAGGGACACCAAAUGGUUUUGAUUUUAACACCUAGUAUCUACAGUGUAACACGACACAAGAGUGAAAAAUAACACGGUUCAUUUUUAUAUACCAUUUAGUGUUAAUGGAGGUUAGUGGAGAAGUAUCAUGUAAUUGUGAUUUUUUUUAAAUUCUUGUAUGUGUAAACAUGGAAUUUUUAUUUCUAUGGAUAAGAAAACUAUUGAAAUCGUUUACUUGGUAAAAUACAAAAUGAUCGUUAAAUCAAAUGACAAUUGAACCUAUUGAGAUGAUUGGACCAAAUGGUAGAUAGACCAAAUGGAAAUUGAACUAUUUCUCACCCCCCCCCCAUCCACCCCCUUUAUCUCUCUCUUUCUUUGUUUCUUUUACUAUCAUACUAACAGUUUAGCAAUGAUUGAAAUUCACAGAAGUUAUUUUGGACAAAAUUUAUGGAGAUUUGUUUGUAUUAAAUGAAAGAUUGAGCACU
This is a messenger RNA of Lytechinus variegatus (green sea urchin), 5843 nucleotides long. RefSeq names its product receptor-type tyrosine-protein phosphatase F-like. Gene Ontology annotation, biological process: protein dephosphorylation. The transcript has 20 exons. Gene Ontology annotation, molecular function: protein tyrosine phosphatase activity. The coding region runs from base 758 to 3388 and encodes 876 amino acids. NCBI's taxonomy places the organism in Eukaryota, Metazoa, Echinodermata, Echinoidea, Temnopleuroida, Toxopneustidae. The record is from RefSeq and is a predicted model, not a curated record.